GAUCCUCUUUUUCGUUUUCGUGUUCUGUGGCGCCUGCCACGUGGCCCCGCUAUGGAAUUUCUUCUUUAUUUAUCCAUUUACCGCUUUGAAACUCGCCUGCCACUGUCCGCUCUGUAGUCCGUUCUUGUUUUACGCUGGAAGAGAGAGAGAGAGAGAGAGAGAGAGAGAGGCUUUGCUCAACUUUUUAGCAGGAGAGAGAGAGAGAUGAAAAUCUUGGGAAAAUUUGGAAAUUCUAGGGCUUUCGGUUUUUGAGUCUGCAAUCGUACAUCGAUUUCUUGUGAACAUGGCGACGCCAUUAACGGGUAUUAAUCGGCACAGGGGUGGAGGUGUAGCUAUAAUGCCAGCAGUGAACCCGGUCGAUCCUUCGUCGCCCGCGAGUAGCUUGAAGAACUUGUCCCUAAAAUCUCCAAUUCUCAUCUUCUUGUUCUUCCACAAGGCCAUUCGCGCCGAGCUCGGUGGCCUCCACCGUGCCGCCGUUGCUUUCGCCACAAAUGCGCAGAGCGAUAUCAAGCCCUUGUUGCAGCGUUAUCAUUUUCUUCGCGCAAUCUAUAAGCAUCAUUGUAAUGCGGAGGACGAGGUCAUUUUUCCAGCUCUUGAUAUACGUGUGAAGAAUGUGGCGCGAACUUACUCCCUGGAGCACGAGGGAGAAAGUGUUCUGUUCGAUCAAUUAUUUGAGCUACUGAAUUCAAAUAUGCAAAGUGAUGAAAGCCACCGUAGAGAGUUAGCAUCCUGUACAGGAGCCCUUCAAACAUCUAUUAGCCAGCACAUGUUCAAGGAAGAAGAACAGGUCUUCCCCCUGCUUACUGAGAAGUUUUCAUUUGAAGAGCAGGCAUCAUUGGUAUGGCAGUUUCUGUGCAGCAUUCCUGUAAAUAUGAUGGCAGAGUUUCUUCCAUGGCUUUCUUCUUCUAUUUCAUCUGAUGAUAACGAGGAUAUGCAUAAUUGCUUGUGCAAGAUAAUUCCGGAAGAGAAACUUCUUCAGCAGGUUAUUUUUAACUGGAUGGAAGGGGUAAAAGAUUAUAACAUGCGUGGUAGUCAUGGUGAUAAUUCUAAGAUCCAGUGCUCGAUUGAUUCUGGAGCUAGUUCUUUAAUCAGACCAACUAAAAAGGGGUGCUGUGCAUGUGAAAGUUCCAAGACUGGUAAGCGGAAAUUUGGGGAUUUGGACUCCAACCUUGCUAAUUCCACUUUGGCAUCUCCAAUAGAUGAAAUAUUGCUUUGGCACAAUGCCAUAAAAGGAGAGUUGAGUGAUAUUGCUGAGACGGCUAGGAAGAUACAGUUUUCUAGUGAUUUUUCUGAUUUAUCUGCAUUUGACAAGAGGCUGCAAUUUAUUGCAGAAGUUUGCAUUUUUCACAGUAUUGCUGAGGAUAAAGUUAUAUUCCCUGCCGUAGAUGCAGAACUCUCUUUUGCACAGGAGCAUGCUGAAGAAGAAAGUCAAUUUGACAAGUUCAGGUGCUUGAUUGAAAGUAUUCAGAAUGCUGGAGUCAAGUCAUCUUCGGCUGAUUUCUAUACAAAAUUGUGUGCGCAUGCUGAUCAAAUUAUGGACACCAUACAGAAACACUUCUACAAUGAGGAGGUUCAGGUUCUUCCACUCGCUAGAAAGCAUUUUAGCCCCAAAAGACAACGAGAACUUCUGUAUCAAAGCUUAUGCGUAAUGCCCUUGAAAUUGAUUGAGUGUGUCUUGCCGUGGUUGGUGGGUUCACUCAGUGAAGAAGAAGCAAGAUCGUUUCUUCGAAAUAUGUAUUUGGCAGCUCCAGUGUCAGAUACUGCUUUAGUUGCACUUUUUUCUGGUUGGGCAUGCAAAGGCCGUUAUGGAGAUGGUUGUUUGUCUUCAAGUGCAAUUGGCUGUUGUCCUGCAAAACUUCUGACUGAAACUGAAGAUUUUGAGCGGGCAUUCUUUGCAUGCACUGGGUCACUUUCCACAGAGGAGAAACUUGCAUCUGUACAGGCAAGUGAUGCCAGGGCAAUUAUGUUUGGAAAUGCUUUGUUGUGUGCAACUGAUGACGUUCCUGAUGCUAUGAGGACUAUGAAUGCACAGAAAGUAGCUUGUAGUAAUCAGUCUUGCUGUGUGCCUGGGUUAGGAGUGAACAGCAGUAAUCUGGGAAUGAGUUCUCUUGCUGCAGCAAAAUCUUUGCGCUCCUUAUCGUUUAGUUCUUGUGCUCCAUCCCUCAACUCCAGUCUUUUUAACUGGGAAACAGAUAUAGGUUCUGCAGACAUUGGAUGUGCAACACGACCUAUUGAUAAUAUAUUUAAUUUUCAUAAAGCCAUCAGGAAAGACCUGGAAUACCUGGAUGUUGAAUCUGGAAAACUUAGUGAUUGUAAUAUGAAUUUCCUUAGGCAGUUUAGUGGUAGAUUUCGCUUAUUAUGGGGCUUAUAUAGAGCUCAUAGUAAUGCUGAGGAUGAUAUAGUAUUUCCAGCAUUAGAAUCUAAAGAGACACUUCACAAUGUUAGCCACUCUUACACCCUGGACCACAAGCAGGAAGAAGAACAUUUUGAGGAUAUAUCAUCCACACUUUCUGAGCUUAUCACACUUACUGAAAGCUUGAACAAUUCAAAUCUAUCUGAUGAUAUAGUUGGAAAUAAAUUUGAUUCGUCUGAUUGUAACAGUAGCAUGAGAAAGUAUAAUGAGCUUGCCACGAAGCUUCAGGGCAUGUGCAAAUCCAUAAGAGUAACCCUAGAUCAACAUGUUUUCCGGGAAGAACUUGAGCUUUGGCCAUUGUUUGACAGACAUUUUUCUGUGGAGGAGCAGGACAAAAUUGUUGGGCGCAUAAUUGGUACUACAGGUGCAGAGGUUCUGCAAUCAAUGUUGCCCUGGGUAACAUCUGCUCUCACCCAGGAGGAGCAGAGUAAAAUGAUGGACACAUGGAAGCAAGCAACCAGGAACACAAUGUUCAGUGAGUGGCUUAAUGAAUGGUGGGAAGGAGCGUCUGCUGAUUCUCGAAAGGUUGAAACAGCAGGGAGUAGUGUCUCUCAAGGUGCUGAUCUUUAUGAAAGUGUGGACCACAGCGAUCACACUUUCAAACCUGGAUGGAAAGACAUAUUUAGGAUGAACCAAAAUGAGCUUGAAUCUGAGAUAAGAAAAGUUUCCCGAGAUCCAACUCUUGAUCCAAGAAGAAAAGCCUAUCUGAUUCAAAAUCUUAUGACCAGUCGCUGGAUAGCUGCUCAGCAGAAAUUGCCUCAAGCAAGAGUAGGUGAAAGUUCAAAUGGUGAAGAUCUACUUGAGUGUUCUCCAUCAUUUCGAGACCCUGAGAAACAAGUGUUUGGGUGUGAGCAUUACAAAAGAAAUUGUAAACUGCGUGCUGCUUGUUGUGGCAAGCUAUUUACAUGCAGGUUCUGCCAUGAUAAAGUCAGCGAUCAUUCAAUGGACAGGAAGGCAACAUCUGAAAUGAUGUGUAUGCAGUGCCUCAAAGUUCAGGCUGUUGGGCCCAAUUGCACAACAUCUUCCUGCAAUGGACUCUCAAUGGCAAAGUAUUAUUGCUCAAUCUGCAAAUUUUUUGAUGAUGAAAGGACGGUUUAUCAUUGCCCUUUUUGCAAUUUAUGCCGAGUUGGGAGGGGACUUGGCGUUGACUUCUUUCAUUGCAUGACAUGCAAUUGCUGCUUGGCAAUGAAGUUAGUUGAUCACAAGUGCAGGGAGAAGGGUCUGGAAACCAAUUGCCCUAUCUGCUGUGAUUUCUUGUUCACGUCAAGUGCAACUGUCAGAGCUCUUCCUUGUGGUCAUUUCAUGCAUUCAGCUUGUUUCCAGGCAUACACUUGCAGUCACUACAUCUGUCCAAUUUGUAGCAAAUCCUUGGGGGAUAUGGCGGUUUACUUUGGUAUGCUUGAUGCUUUGCUGGCUUCUGAGGAACUCCCAGAAGAAUACAGAGAUCGCUGCCAGGAUAUAUUGUGCAAUGACUGUGGGAAGAAGGGAGCUUCAAGGUUCCACUGGCUGUACCAUAAGUGUGGAUUUUGUGGAUCAUACAACACCAGGGUCAUAAAGCUUGACUCUACAAAUUCCAACUGCUCCAAUGUCUAACUGUUCAGCUGUAUGAAUCUGGAAAAUAACGAGUGAAAAAGGUUUUUGCAAACUACAUUGCCAUUACAGCAGUUGAUCAAUUCAAUCUUCUUGCAUUCUUUAUAUUUCACUGUUAUUUGAAAUUCCUGCAUCUGGGCUGGGGGUUUCUUUUUUAUACCUCCAAAACAUUUUUUCCCUCAUUGCCCAAAGAUAUUACGAUUUUUGUUUUUUUUGUUUGUAUAUUGUUUUGAGUCAUUUGACCGUCAAUAAUACCAAAUUCACAUUCUGGAGCA
Molecule: messenger RNA, 4278 nt
Organism: Malania oleifera
Lineage: Eukaryota; Viridiplantae; Streptophyta; Magnoliopsida; Santalales; Ximeniaceae
Product: zinc finger protein BRUTUS-like
Exons: 14
Coding region: 284-4006 (1240 amino acids)
Biological process (GO): ubiquitin-dependent protein catabolic process; protein ubiquitination
Cellular component (GO): nucleus
Molecular function (GO): ubiquitin protein ligase activity; zinc ion binding
Source: RefSeq, a predicted model, not a curated record